GCCGCCAACAGCACCACGUACUACUACUACGGCGAUGGUGCGGUCAGCGUCAUGGCGGUGCUCCUCCUCGCCUUCAUAGUGCUCGCCGUGAUGGGGAACGCCAUGGUAGUGCUCACAGUUCUGCGGCACCGGGGAAUGCGCACGCGCACCAACAUGUUCAUCGUGAACCUCGCCAUCGCCGAUAUAUUGGUGGCGCUACUUGACAUGCCCGUGUCCAUGGCCACCCUGCUUCGUGGUGACUGGGUGAUGGGUCGUGCCUUCUGCCAAUUCAACGGCUUCACCAUGGCGCUGCUGCUCAUGUGCUCGAUCCACACGCUCAUGUACAUGAGCGUCCACAAGUACCUCAGCAUCACGCGUCCCUUCAGCCACCGGGGCGAGGGCUACCGUAAGGUGGCCGUGUUCCUUGUGGCCGCCUGGCUCUGGCCUUUCUUCUGCGCCAUCACACCCUUCCUGGGCCUGACGGAGAUCGUCUACAAACGUGGUGCGUCCCAGUGCGGCCCGGCCUACCCGCGCGACAUCAAGAUGUACUCGCACUCGGCCCUGAUUACCGUCACCAACUACUUCAUUCCUCUCGGAGUGAUGGCCUUCUGCUAUGUCAACAUUUUUCGCGUCAUAGCCGACCACAUGUCACGCGUGAAGAGUCACAUGGGGUUGCACAACUCGGUGGUGCAGCAGAAGCGCAUCAACAUCACCCUCUUCCUCGUGCUCAUCUGCUUCCUGCUCUGCUGGACGCCGUACAUGAUCUACACAUUUUACGUCAACAGCCGCGGCUCGAAGACUCACGUGCCUUACAUUUUAAACCCCGUGAGUUACUGGUUUGGCUACAUGAACUCCGCCUGCAACCCGAUCAUCUACGCCUUCCGAAGCCCCUCCUUCAGGCACGGAUAUAAAGAGAUCCUUUUCGGCAGUGCUGUCGAAGUCAUCAGCGCCGAAGUGAUGCAGCCAUGA
Molecule: messenger RNA, 948 nt
Organism: Dermacentor silvarum
Lineage: Eukaryota; Metazoa; Arthropoda; Arachnida; Ixodida; Ixodidae
Product: octopamine receptor 1
Exons: 3
Coding region: 52-948 (298 amino acids)
Biological process (GO): G protein-coupled receptor signaling pathway
Cellular component (GO): membrane
Molecular function (GO): G protein-coupled receptor activity
Source: RefSeq, a predicted model, not a curated record